Dentiscutata erythropus is the source of this 780-nucleotide messenger RNA. The record is from the annotation of a GenBank genome assembly. Lineage: Eukaryota; Fungi; Glomeromycota; Glomeromycetes; Diversisporales; Gigasporaceae.
AUGGCUUGGAUACCUGGACUCGAUGAACUUGGUUCCGGAUAUGAUUACUUAAAUGGUCAAUAUGCACAAAGUGAAUCGUGUACUGAAAAUUUCUUUGACUGGGGCAACAUUCCAACAUACGAAAGAAUACUUAAUGGCCAGACCUAUAUCAUACCUAAUAUUGUUAACUUUUAUCCAAAGAUCUCGGCUGAAUAUAUAUCUGUUGCUGGUGAAAGUUUAGAUGAAUAUCAUGAACUUCUUUCGAAUACUGUUGAUAUUGGAGUAAAAAUAUGUGGCUUUACUGGUUCUUUAGAGACAGAAUUUGGAAAAGUCGUUGAUUAUAAUAAAUUUCGAAAAUUUAAAAUAAUUUUUCGUCGAUAUGGUUCUCAUUUUAUUCGUAGUCUUAAAAUGGGUGGUCGCGUUGUUUUUAGUGCAAGCACUAAUAAACUUAAUCAUAAUUCCAAGAUUGAUUUAAAAUCAGUAGCGAAAGAUGCGGCUAUCGAAAUACUUCAGGGUGAAUCAUCUUAUGAAGAUGAAGUUAUGAAGUUUAGACAAAACAGUGAAAUUGAUGUUCAUGUAUGUGGUGGUAAUAUUAGAGCUUUUGGAAAUGAUAUGUUGCAUCCGAAUGUGGAUGCUUGGGCAGCUACUGUACCAAAUAACCCUGCUUUCAUAACAUUUGAUAGAUCAGACAGUCUUUUAUUCAUUGGUGAUUUGGUCGAAGAUGAAACCCGAAGAAAACAGUUUAUAGAUGCUUGGCCAGUUUAUGCUAAUAUUUACAAAAGGAAAUUCAAGUCUUUUGAA